Coregonus sp. 'balchen' is the source of this 20624-nucleotide messenger RNA. NCBI's taxonomy places the organism in Eukaryota, Metazoa, Chordata, Actinopteri, Salmoniformes, Salmonidae. The record is from the annotation of a GenBank genome assembly.
AUGCUUAGCCCUAAGAACAGACAGACACGCAGGGGUAAGAACAAUCUUUCAUCCUCUCCUCCCCUCUUUCUCUCUCUGCAGCAUCUCAGCAGCAUGCCAGUCUUGCUGUCUCACUCUCUCUGCAACUGUGAUAGUAGCUGUGUCUCCAUAAUGCAUGCAGCACACUUUAUCUCUCAGUGGUUUGGCUGUGUGAUAGUUUACUUCUGUAUAUGGAUGAUAUGAUUAUUGCAUCUCCUUGGAUAUGAUAUAGACAGUAUCCGAUGAGCUGCUCUUUCUUUUCCAGUCUCUGCUAGACUCAAUGAAGUUUAUGGAAUUGAUAAUAGUUAGUAUCAGUGGUUAGACUGUCUUAUGAUGCAAGGCAUGACUCCUGUUACACACUUAGAAAAAAGGGUUCUUCAAGGGUUCUUUGGUAAGGUUGAUGGUUCUAUGUGGAACCAUAAUGACUCAAAGACCCAUCAGAACUCAAAUAUAAGCUUGUUUUACUCCAAUGUUUGUAAACAACAUAAAUGUAAACAACUACUUUAUAGUCUCAAAACAUGGUUAAAACGAUAACAUUGAAUUCAUGGAUGGUCAGUCCUUGCAUCCAUAGCUCUGUCUAUGAAUUUGAGAGUGAAUAACAUUUCUCCAGCCCCAUCCCUCAGCUUUUUACCGAAACGGGGGAGUACACUUUGUUAUUGUUUCAACUGCUGAUAGCCCCUUUAAGAAAAGGGUUCUUUACAGCACCAUGAAUGUUCUAUAUAGCACAUUUUGAGCAUGGUCAUUUGUAGAACCUUUAAAAAAAGGUUUAUUUUAACACCAAAGAUAAUUCUGCUAUCGUUAUGAGCUAAAGAACCCUUAUUUGGCACUAUUUAGAUUUUAUUUUUAAAGUGUGUAUAGAAUCCAUGGUGAUUUACUGUACAUACAGUGCAUUCGGAAAGUAUUCAGACCCCUUGACUUUUUCCACAUUUUGUUACGUUACAGCCUUAUUUUAAAAUUGAAUAAAUUAUUUUCCCCCCCUCAUCAAUCUACACACAAUACUCCAUAAUGACAAAGCAAAAACAGGUUUUUAGAAUUUUUUGCAAAUGUAUACAAACUCCCCCCGCCCCAGAAAUAUCACAUUUACAUAAGUAUUCAGACCCUUUACUCAGUACUUUGUUGAAGCACCUUCGGCAGCGAUUACAGCCUCAAGUCUUCUUGGGUAUGACGCUAUAACCUUGGCAUGCAUUUAUAUGGGGAGUUUCUCCCAUUCUCCUCUGCAGAUCCUCUCAAGCUCUGUCAGGUUGGAUGGGGAGCGUCGCUGCACAGCUAUAUUCAGGUCUCUUCAGAGAUGUUCGAUUGGGUUCAAGUCCGGGCUCUGGCUGGGCCACUCAAGGACAUUCAGAGACUUGUCCCGAUACCACUCCUGCGUUGUCUUGGCUGUGUGCUUAGGGUUGUUGUCCUGUUGGAAGGUGAACAUUCGCCCCAGUCUGAGGUCCUGAGCACUCUGGAGCAGGUUUUCAUCAAGGAUCUCUCUGUACUUUGCUCCAUUCAUCUUUCCCUCGAUCCUGUCUCCCAGUCCCUGCCGCUGAAAAACAUCCCCACAACAUGAUGCUACACCAAGCAUGCUUCACCAUAGGGAUGGUGCCAGGUUUCCUCCAGACGUGACACUUGGCAUUCAGGCAAAAGAGCCCAAUCUUGGUUUCAUCAGACCAGAGAGUCUUGUUUCUCAUGGUCUGAGUCCUUUAGGUGCCUUUUGGCAAACAUGUGCCUUUUACUGAGGAGUGGCUUCCGUCUGGCCACUCCACCAUAAAUGCCUGAUUGUUGGAGUGCUGCAGAGAUGGUUGUCCUUCAGAAAGGUUAUCCGAUCUCCACAGAGGAACUCUUGAGCUCUGUCAGAGUGACCAUCGGCUUCUUGGUCUCCUCCCUGACCAAGGCCCUUCUCCCCCGAUUGCUCAGUUUGGCUGGGUGGCCAGCUCUAGGUAGAGUCUUGGUGGUUCCAAACUUCUUCCAUUUAAGAAUGAUGGAGGCCACUGUGUUCUUGGGGACCUUCAAUGCUGCAGACAUUUUUUGGUACCCUUCCCCAAUCCUGUCUCGGAGCUCUACGGACAAUUCCUUCAACCUCGUGGCUUGUCAACUGUGGGACCUUAUAUAGACAGGUGUGUGCAUAAUAAUGUCCAAUCAAUUUAAUUUACCACAGGUGGACUCCAAUCAAGUUGUAGAAACAUCUCAAGGAUGAUCAAUGGAAACGGAAUGCACCUGAGCUCAAUUUCGAGUCUCAUAGCAAAGGGUCUGAAUACUUAUGUAAAUAAGGUAUUUCUGUUUUUUAUUUUUAAUACAUUUGGUAAAAUUUCUAAAAAACAUUUUUUUCGCUUUGUCAUUAUGGGAAAUCCCCCCCCCCCCCCCCCACCCCCCAAAGUCAAUACUUUCUAGAGCCUCCUUUUGCAGCAAUUACAGCUGCAAGUAUCUUGGGGUAUGUCUCUAUAAGCUUGGCACAUCUAGCCACUAGGAUUUUUGCCCAUUCUUCAAGGCAAAACUGCUCCAGCUCCUUCAAGUUGGAUGGGUUCCGUUGGUGUACAGCUAUCUUUAAGUCACACCACAGAUUCUCAAUUGGAUUGAGGUCCAGGCUUUGACUAGGCCAUUACAAGACAUUUAAAUGUUUCCCCUUAAACCACUCGAGUGUUGCUUUAGCAGUAUGCUUAGGGUAAUUUUCCUGCUGGAAGGUGAACCUCCGUCCCAGUCUGAAAUCUCUGGAAGACUGAAACAGGUUUCCCUCAAGAAUUUCCCUGUAUUUAGCACCAUCCAUAAUUCCUUCAAUUCUGACCAGUUUCCCAGUCCCUGCCGAUGAAAAACAUCCCCACAGCAUGAUGCUGCCACCACCAUGCUUCACUGUGGGGAUGGUGUUCUCUGGGUGAUGAGAGGUGUUGGGUUUGCGCCAGACAUAGCGUUUUCCUUGAUGGCCAAAAAGCUCAAUUUUAGUCUCAUCUGACCAGAGUACCUUCUUCCAUAUGUUUGGGGAGUCUCCCACAUGCCUUUUGGCAAACACCAAACGUGUUUGCUUAUUUUUUUCUUUAAGCAAUGGCUUUUUUUGGCCCCUCUUCCGUAAAGCCCAGCUCUGUGGAGUGUACGGCUUAAAGUGGUCCUAUGGACAGAUACUCCAAUCUCCGCUGUGGAGCUUUUCAGCACCUUCAGGGUUAUCUUUGGUCUCUUUGUUGCCUCUCUGAUUAAUGCCCUCCUUGCCUGGUCUGUGAGUUUUGGUGGGCGGCCCUCUCUUGGCAGGUUUGUUGUGGUGCCAUAUGCUUUCCAUUUUUUAAUAAUGGUGCUCUGUGGGAUGUUCAAAGUUUCAGAUAUUUUUUUAUAACCCAACCCUGAUCUGUACUUCUCAACAACUUUGUCCCUCAACCUGUUUGGAAAGCUCCUUGGUCUUCAUGGUGCCGCUUGCUUGGUGGUGCCCCUUGCUUAGUGGUGUUGUAAACUCUGGGGCCUUUCAGAACAGGUGUAUAUAUACUGAGAUCAUGUGACACUUAGAUUGCACACAGGUGGACUUUAUUUACAUUUUAGUCAUUUAGCAGACACUCUUAUCCAGAGCGACUUACAAUUAGUGAGUGCAUACAUUUUUCAUACUGUCCCCCCGUGGGAAAUGAACCCACAACCCUGGCGUUGCAAGCGCCAUGCUCUACCAACUGAGCUACAGGGGACCCCGUAUUCUUUAACUAUUUAACUAAUUAUGUGACUUCUGAAGGUAAUUGGUUGCACCAGAUCUUAUUUAGGGGCUUCAUAGCAAGGGGGGUGAAUACAUAUGCACACACCACUUUUCCGUUAUUAAUUUUGUAGAUUUUUUUUUAAACAAGUUAUUUUUUUCAUUUCACUUCACCAGUUUGGACUAUUUUGUGUAUGUCCAUUACAUGAAAUCCAAAUAAAAAUCCAUUUAAAUUACAGAUUGUAAUGCAUAAAAAUAGGUAAAAUGCCUAGGGGGAUUAAUACUUUUGCAAGGCACUGUACAUUUGCAUCUUACAGUGUACAAUUACACACUAGGGAGUUAUAGUUAUUGAUCAAUGAAAGAUAUGCUUGCUUGGCCCUCUUAUUUAUCUUAGAAGGAUAUUUCUAUAUUUCAAUAGAAGAUGGCGCUGAUCAUAGUGUACUGUACAUACUAAGUUGAGAUGUUGUAUUUAUUCCCGUUGAUUAAUUGUAGUUACUACUGCUGUAUAUCACAGCUUACUACUACUGUCAGGGCUAAAUGUGUCCAUCACAACAGCUGAGUGAUAAACAUAGUUCCUCUCACACGGUACUAAUAACUGUAGACAGCUCCAGGCCUAUGGGCAGGCAGACCUACCCUCAGCGUGACAUACCUCAUGCAUGACUGGAUGGACAUGGAUAUGGAGGCUAAAUCACAAGACUGAGACUAGGCACAGACUGCAUUGUCUACUACCACUUAACUCUUGCACUUGUCGUUCAUCCACUCACACUCUCACUAGCACUGAUUUUCCAGAUAGCUGUUAUUUGAAGAAGGUUUUACUUGAAAAGAUUGUGAUCAGUGGUUAUUUGACCUACCAAAUGUGUUGUGAAAUACUGUCAUUUAAGAAUGGCCCAAACCUGAUCCAGUAUAUCAUUUAGAGGAGCAAACAAAAUAGUCAGUUCCUCCUCUAUGCAAGUAUGUUCCAGUUAAAAUAUGUAUAUGAGACCAGACCAUAACCUCUGCAUUUAUAGACCCUCUGGAGUCUCUCUACUUCCCCAUGGGCUCAAUAGACCACUCUGUCAAUGACUGGACUUAAUACACGUCAUCUACUGCGAUCAUGACUCUGCAAAAUACAGGAGAGAGGUGGAGAGCGAGAGAUGCUGAGAGAGAGAGAGAGCUCAGCCAAUGUUCCCCCUGCUGUCCUCAGCAGAAACAGGGACGCAAUUAACAAGAAAAAUAGAAAUAAUUGAUUCUCACUCUUCUCUCUCUGUCUCCUCUCUCUCUCUCUCUCUCUCUCUCUCUCUCUCGCUCUCGCUCUCCCUCUUUCUCUCUCUCUCUCUCUCUCAGCCUGACACUGAGGUUUAUCCGAUACACCAGUGUCUGAAGUGUAAUUUAUCCUUUAAUCAGUCUGUUAUGGUUGUUCUGAGCUGUUGGAGAGAUACAUAGGACCUCUAUUCAACCUUAUGUUAACAUACCUGAUCCUAUAAUCAUCUGCUCCAUUGGCUGUAUCAGGUGUGUUAGAGCAGGGCUACAGCAAAAGCCUGCACACCCAGUAGCUCUACAGGAUGGUUGUCCAUCCCUGACAAUAGACUGGUCCAGGUAGUAAUGGAUAAAUCAGCAUGCGUGGCUCAGACGCUGGAAUCAGACUGUUCUCAUAGGGACCUCAGCGAAUAAUGAUUUGGGAUGGUGUGUGUGCGUGCAUCCGUGCGUGUGUUUGUCUGUGCAUGCGUAUGUGUGUGUCCGUAUAUAGGUUAUAUGUGUUUGUGUUCAUGUUUCUCUCUUUCUCUCCCCUCCCCCCCAUCUCUAACUCCCCAGCCCGCUCCAAGAGCAUGGUACUGGGCCGCUGCAGUUCUGCUCUAGGCCAGGAGAUGGCGCUGAAGGCCGGCUGGCUGAAGAGACAGAGGAGCAUCAUGAGGAACUGGCAGCUACAGUGGUUCGUUCUCCAGACUGAAGCACUGUACUUCUAUAAGGACCAGGAUGAGACUAAACCUCAGGUAUACUACACUAUAGUUUAAUGCACAUAUUCAGGACACUUUCAAGUCAUUAUACAUAUAUCAGGACUGUAUUAUACUCUUUAAAUGUGUUAAUAAUAUAUUAUCUAAUAUCAGAAGCAGGAAACUCACUCUGUUGGAUCUCCAUGUAAGUCUCUUCUCGAGCCAGUCGAUCUCUGGCUCCUCAUUUCUGGCUCCUGUGUGCCUAGUUACCAUGCCACACUGGCUAUGUAACUGUUAAUGGGGUUACUGGUCCUCCAUUCCGGAUCUGCGGGCCGUAUAGUUGCUGACUGUUUGACUGCUAAUGCGAUAACUGGUUGUACUCUGGGUGGGUUGGGUUGUAAGUCAGAGUGUUUAGUACAGUAUCUGACCCUGGACCUGCCCAUACUGGCGGGGAUGGUAAUGCGGGGAGAGAGAUGGAAGGGGAGGCAGAGAGGCAGAGGGAUAAAUGGAUUGAGGGAUGUUUUCCUGAGUAAUCCAUCUCUCUACCUUCAUUACUCCCUCAGUUGGACUUCUGCCAAGACUAAAGGAGACGAUGGAGUCUACAAUGUUUCGUAACAUUUCUGUAAUGUUUGUCAUGCACAGCACGUCUUCCUUCCCUGUGCUCUAAGUGAUUCCCAUUUCAAACAGAGAGUUAAGUAAUGUUUCUGUUUGGUUAUUCCAAACUACACAAUGCUUUACCUUUAACACUGUGUUCUCUCCUUUCUCUGUCUCUCUGUCUCUCUGUCUCUCUGUCUGUCUCUCUCUAUAUCUCUCUCUCUCUCUCUCUCUCUCUCUCUCUACUCUCUCUCUGUCUCUCCUCUGUAUCUCUCUCUCUCUCUCUCUCUCUCUUCUCUCUCUCUCUCUCUCUCUCUCUCUCUCUCUCUCUCUCUCUCUCUCUCUCUCUCUCUCUCUCUCUCAGGGAUGCAUCCUUCUCCAGGGCAGUCAGGUCAGUGAGCUGUCGGCCAAUCAGGAUGAAGCUGGUCGCCACCUGUUUGAGAUUGCUCCAGGUAAGUAACCAUGGAGACAUCUAAACCCUCCCUCUGAUGAUGCACUUCCUGGUUCACAUCAAAUCAAAUUGUAUUCAUCACAUGCUUCGUAAACAACAGGUGAAAACUAAUAGUGAAAUGCUUACUUAUGGGCCCUUCCCAACAAUGCAGAGAGAAAGAAAAUAGAGAAAUAAUAGAAAACUAAAACGCAUCUUAACAAAAGUACAAUAAAUACACGAGUCAUGAUAACUUUGCUAUAUACACAGGGUAACAGUACAGAGUCGAUGUGCAGGAGUACGAGGUAAUUGAGGGAGAUAUGUACAUAAAACUAGGAAUAAAGUGACAGAUAAUAUAGAGUAGCAGCAGCGUAUGUGAUGAUAAAAAAAGUUAGUGCAAAAAGGGUCAAUGCAGAUAGUCCGGGUAGCUAUUUGAUUAACUAUAUAUCUAACUAUUUAGCAGUCUUAUGGCUUGGGGUUAGAAGCUGUUGAGGGUCCUGUUGGUUCUAGACUUUGUGCAUUGGUACCGCUUGCCGUGGGGUAGCAGAGAGAACAGUUUAUGACUUCAAUUGGUUUAACUUCUGUGUGUUGUAAUGGAACUCUGGGUGGUGUUCCGUAGGAAGGAAACAGGAUUUAAAAAAAAUUAAACAGUGAAAUGGAGAGGUACUUCUUGAACUUAUCGAAUAAGAAGGACUCAUUUGUGUUAGCCGUUGCAAAAUGUCUUGCUACUGUUACCCUAUACUGAACAUGACCCAGGUAAAGCCUGAUUUAUGAAAUUAUGGAGUUUUUCAGGGAACUCUGGAUAGCAUAGCUGUUCUCAGACUAGAAAUCUAUCGGUCUUGGUUAAUAUGUUGUGGAGUGGCCUCCCGAGUGGCGCAGCGGUCUAAGGCACUGCAUCGCAGUGCUAGAGGCAUCACUACAGACCCAGGUUCGAUCCCGGGCUGUAUCACAACCGGCCGUGAUCGGGAGUCCCAUAGGGCGGCGCACAAUUGGCCCAGCGUCAUCCGGGUUAGGGGAGGGUUUGGCCGGGGGGGGCUUUACUUGGCUCAUCGUGCUCUAGCGACCCCUUGUGGCGGGUCGGGCGCCUGCGGGCUGACCACGGUCAUCAGGUGAACUGUGUUUCCUCCGAGACAUUGGUGCGGCUGGCUUCCGGGUAAAGCGGGCGGGUGUUAAGAAGCGCGGUUUGGCAGGUCAUGUUUCGGAGGACGCAUGACUUGACCUUCGCCUCCCGAGCCUGUUGGGGAGUUGCAGCGAUGAGACAAAAUUGAAAUUGGGGAGAAAAAGGGGGUAAAGAACAGAAAAUAUGUUGUGCAGUGCAUAAUACACUCAAUACUUUGUUGAGUGAAACAGAACUUGCAUUACAUGAACAAGAUGUCAAACAGACACUCCAACAAGGAAUCUAUUUAGUUAUGUUGUAACCAUGGCAGGGUAGGCAUGGUGGUAUGGUGGAAGUACACACACACACAAAUGUACGCACGCGCACAACCCCACACAUGCAUACAAAAAACGAAUACACACACACACAUAAUCACACCCUUUGUCUAUUUACUGCUGGGCGUUGCAUGUGUCUCUGACAGAACUUUCAGGAAUGCAGUAUUAUGACGAUGUUGAUAAUUUCACAAAUAAUCCAUGACAGAAUAUCCAAAUCAAUCUCUUUAAUCUGGGUUAUUUUUACCUUGAAUCUUGUUGCUUUUCUCUGCUACUGUAUUCACUCAGACAUUUGGCUGUGGUGUAUGUGUGUUCUAGCUCAGGGGUGCCUAAAAUGUUUCACUCAGGCCCUCCUUCCAGCAUUGGGGAAACUCCUGGGCCCCCCCUGUGUGUGUGCGCGCACCACGUCUAUUUCUAUGAGCACAAGCACUGUUCAUGACACAAACUGUUCACAACCCUCUUGUUGGUGCAGAGAACAUUUUGCAGGUUGAAAGCUUAUUUCCUGGAAUUCUAUACAUUUUGUCAUUGGGGUGCAGAGUAAAUGUUGCAGUUUUAAAGCUCAUUUUCUUGCAAUUCUAUACAUUUUGCCAUGUCUAGUGUUUAUUCAUGUGAUAUUUGAGUGACUCAAACAUUACAACAAAAUCUAUGGGCUAAGAGCGUCUGCUAAAUGACUAAAAUGUAAAUGAAAAACAGUCCACCUCAGAUCCUGACCACAGCCUCGACACCACAGCAGGACAGAUAAAUGAAGAACCAUCAACCCAGGAGACCCGCCCCUAUCAGCCCCAUUGAUAGCCCUCUUGACAACCACCCCACACCCACUGAGGACAUACAAAAGCCACAGAUUGUACUCCUUUUGGACUCAAAUGGGAAAUACAUAUAAUCAAAUAAACUUUUCCCCUAAACACCCAGCAUGCCCUAGACCUACUGUCUGAGGACCAACUAGGGUCAUCCAGCUGCAUAAUAAUUCUCACAGGCACAAAUGACCUGAUAGCACAGCAGGAAAGGGUGACCACAACACUCAAGGGAGUGAUUAAAAAAGCUACUUCCACUUUCCCCAACUCACGAAUGGUUAUAGCAGGAACCCGGACUUAAAGAAAUCAGAAAUACAGACAUUGUUAUUCUACAAUAAACAUGGUAUAGAGGAGAUGGACCCACUGGUUGCCCUCUAAGUUACAGAGAGCUGGUAGUCCCAUCCACCAAACUACCCCUGAGUGAAACAGGGAAUGGACUCAGGGGGUUAUUUGUUAUAGAUCAGAUCUAACCCAUUCUAUUAAAUGAGUCAAAUCAGGAGCAUUUUAUAUCUAUAAAUAAGGCAAUUAUCUCCACAGAGAAAAAAUAUCCUCCUGUGUGCUACCUACACUAUAUAUUCAAAAGUAUGUGGACACCCCAAAUUAGUGGAGUCGGCUAUUUCAGCCACACCCGUUGUUGAUGGGUGUAUAAAAUCGAGCACAUAGCCAUGCAAUCUCUAUAGACAAACAUUGUCAGUAGAAUGGCCUUGCUGAAGAGCUCAGUGACUUUUAACGUGGUGCCAUCAUAGGAUGCCAUCUUUCCAACAUGUCAGUUCGUCAGAUUUCUGCCCUGCUAGAGCUGCCCCGGUCAACUGUAAGUGCUGUUAUUGUGAAGUGGAAACGUCUAGGAGCAACAACGGCUCAAACGCGAAGUGGUAGGCCUCACAAGCUCACAGAACAGGACCGCCAAGUGCUGAAGUUCGUAGCGCGUAAAAAUCUGUCCUCGGUUGCAACACUCACUAGCGAGUUCCAAACUGCCUCUGGAAGCAACGUCAGCACAAUAACUGUUCGUCGGGAGCUUCAUGAAAUGGAUUUCCAUGGCCGAGCAGCCGCACACAAGCCUAAGAUCAACAAUGCGCAAUGCCAAGCAUCGGCUGGAGUGGUGUAAAGCUCGCUGCCAUUGGACUCUGGAGCAGUGGAAACACAUUCUCUGGAGUGAUGAAUCACACUUCACCAUCUGGCAGUCUGACGGACGAAUCUGGGUUUGGCGGAUGCCAUGAGAAUGCUACCUGCCCCAAUGCAUAGUGUCAACUGUAAAGUUUGGUGUAGGAGGAAUAAUGGUCUGGGGCUGUGUUUCAUGGUUCGGGGAAGGCCCCUUAGUUCCAGUGAAGGGAAAUCUUAAUGUAUGCUACAGUAUGACAAUGACAUUCUAGAUGAUUUUGUGCUUCCAACUUUGUGGUAACUAUUUGGGGAAGGCCCUUUCCUGUUUCACAAAGACAAUGCACCCGUGCACAAAGCGAGGUCCAUACAGAAAUGGUUUGUCGAGAUCGGUGUGGAAGAACUUGACUGGCCUGCACAAAGCCCUGACCUCAACCCCAUCGAACACUAUUGGGAUGAAUUGGAACACCCAACAUCAGUGCCCGCACUCACUAAUACUCUUGUAGCUGAAUGGAAGCAAGUCCCUGCAGCAAUAUUCCAACAUCUAGUGGAAAGCCUUCCCAGAAGAGUGGAGGCUGUUAUAGCAUCAAAGGGGGGACCAACUCCAUUUUAAUGCCCAUGAUUUUGGAAUGAGACUUCAGAGGAGCAGGUGUCCACAUACUUUUGGUAAUGUAGUGUAUAUCCCCAGUAUACUCCUGAGUGGCGCAGUGGUCUAAGGCACUGCAUCGCAGUGCUAACUGUGCCACUAGAGAUCCUGGUUCGAAACCAGGCUCUGUCGCAGCCGGCCGCGACCGGGAGACCCAUGGGGCGGCGCACAAUUGGCCCAGCGUCGUCCAGGGUAGGGGAGGGAAUGGCCGGCAGGGAUGUAGCUCAGUUGAUAGAGCAUGGCGUUUGCAACGCCAGGGUUGUGGGUUUGAUUCCCACGGGGGGGGGGGGCAGUAUAAAAAAAAUAUAUAUAUGUAUUCACUAACUGUAAGUCGCUCUGGAUAAGAGCGUCUGCUAAAUGACUAAAAAUGUAAAAAAAUGUAAAAAAAAAAAAAAAUCCCCAUACUUUAAUGAAGACAGUUUCUCCAUCCUAGAGAGGGGAGAUCAACCAUUUCCAGGCCCAGGGAUAUGUACUAGUCUGUGGUGACCUAAAUGCCAGAACUGGACAAGAACCUGACACUCUCAGCACACAGGGGGGGACACCUACCUGGAGGUGACAGCAUUCCCUCCCCAUAUGCCCCCCUACACAAAACUACAAUAUAACCAACAAAGACGGGUCACAACUCCUGCAGUUCUGUUGCACACUUGGUCUGUACAUAGUCAAUUGUAGGCUUCGAGGGAACUCCUACAGUAGGUACAACUACAGCUCAUCCUUUGGCAGCAGUACUGUAGACUACUUUAUCACAGACCUCAAACCAGAGUCUGUCAGAACGUUCACAGUCAGCCCACUGACACCCCUAUCAGACCACAGCAAAAUCACAGCCUACUUGAACAGAGCAAUACUCAACCAUGACUCAUUAAAGCCAAUGUCAUGCCUUUUUUCGUGCCUUUUUACAGUAGCACGGGACACCCGCAUGGCAUGCUGUUGUUCUAGCCUGUAUUGAAUUGCCAUUUCUUCACCUUGGCUUUGUAGCUUUAAAUAAGUGGUAGAAAUGACAUUUUUUUAAAGAAUCGACUUGAUUGCUCGCACUAGUGAUGUUACGUUUGAUUCCGGAGCUCCGAGGUAUGCAUCGAAAUCGCUAAGCAGUUUAUUUUUAAGCAGUGUGCCGAUGCUUUUAUCGCUUUAUCAGAAGCACGUAAUCAAUGACAUCUGAAGCUUUGUUUCGUCGAACAACCACCUUAUUGGUUUGGUAUUGGUUUCGGUAGAAGACAAAAAGGCUACACUGCGCACGUGCUACGGCAUGUGGGACAUCAUCUAUAAUAAUUUGGCUGUUCUAAAUUAUUUUGACCAGCAGGUGCCACUAGAAUACACUGUGUUGAUCAAAGCCUUGAGUAAUGAACUGACACAAUUGUCUGGAAAUGCUAAAUGCUUCAGGAAGCUUAGUUUCCCCAUCACUAGCUUGCACAUCACAAGUCAGGCAUUAACUCGGUUUUAGAAGGAAUACAUGAUUAUAUAAAAAUCUUAUAUUUUAAGCCAUUUAAGGCAGCACUAAAAUGAAUGCAUUUCAAUGAGAGAUUCACUUUUCUUUACCCUUUGUGGGCGGGACCGAAGCUGUUGCCUUGGACGCAAGGCCAGAACUGAUUCGAACGUUUAAACCUGUCUUCCUCUAUAACAAUGCCUCCAUACCGUGUCAAAGCAAUUAGAGGAACUCUCAGUACCACUAAUGAUUAAGUUAUGGGGGUGAUUGAUAGAAGUCAUGGUUACCUGCAGGAAGUCCCCAGAGUGCGGUGCAUAGAGGAAAGCCAAGGUACUUGGAAAAUAAUGGACUCCUGUGACUCCUAUCUCUGUCAGAUAAGCAGAGAACAACUUCCCCACCACAUAGUGAAAGUAGGCCUGUGUGGAGAGAGAGAGAGAUGGUUAGAGGUCAAUCUCUUUUAUUGUAACUGCACAAUAACUACCACAGUAAAAGUAAUCCAAUCUGUAUUUCAAAUAGACUAUCUCAAAGUAUGCAUUUAGCGGUUUACAAUAUUGGCUAUUUAGUUCAGAGCUUGAUCUCUCUUGGCUCCCCCUCUAGUCCAAGGGCCACCCACCAAAAAAGGGUUCAGAAAAGGCAUUCCAUGACCCAGGAAGCAAAACUGCAAAGUUUCAACAUCAUUACGUAGAUACAUUUAUGAAUAUGAACAUUGUGGUUCAAAACUUGUAAAAGUUGCACAUUAAUUAAAUAUUAUAAAUCAAAGGUACAAUUUCGAAAUCAUAGCGCAUUUUGGGUAAUUACCCCGGCAACAUUAUGAGGUUGCCAACUUGCCAUGUUACACCUUGGUUACAAUUUUUACACACGUUCCAUUGUCCAUUCUUGCAGAAAGCAAUGUAUGCACCGGACCAGAGGUCCGGUGCAUACAAAUAAUAUAAGAUAAGAAGCUGUUGAAAGGUGCUACAUUUAAUAUAAGAUAAUAUAAGAUAAGAAGCUGUUGAAAGGUGCUACAUUUAUUUUUCUCCUAUGCCAGAACAGUGCUGGAUGUAGCUGUCGGGACAUGUUUUAACAAACAAUUAAUUUUAUUUGGUUAGCAUGCAAAAUAAAUGAUGGCCCUUGUAGGCUAAAUACAGCUGCCAAAACUUCUUACAGUAACUGAGAAAACCACUAUACAUGGUUAAAACAUAUUUCCCCAUUUCGGAGUUCAUCUGGAUCAGUGAAGUUCCUUGAGCUUAUGCAAGGACGAACACCCAACGCACAAAUAGUUCUGUGUUCUGUGCGCCAGUGUGCAACAAAAGUAACCAAGGUGAAACAUAGCAACGUCGGAACAUUACAAGGGCAAUUACCCAAGAUGCGCUGUGAUUUCGAUGCUAAAUAUCAUAACUUUGAUUGAAGAUUAAAAGUUAAUGUGCAACUUUUAAAAGUUUUGAAACAGACAGUGUUCAUGUUCAUACCAUUAUUUACAUAAUCUUGUUGACAUUUUGCAGUUUAAUUUCUUGGGUCACGGAACAACACAUUUUUGAUGGGUGGCCCUUGGACUACUCACGCCAUCUCAAUCAAGGGCCUUUUCCCCAGUGAGGGCCUUCCCUAUCUGUUCUCACCCUGCCUCUCCCUUCUCCGCCACUCACUGCCAGUCAUGCUGGUCUUCCAAGUUCUCCUUCUCUACUAACUCCUCGCUAACAUAGCUAGCGAAGAUACCGUAACUUUUAAAUGUGGUUAGCUUCCUAGCUAGCUGCUAGCUGACACUAACCUAGCUUGCAUAAUCAAUAGCCUGCUUUAAUAACAGAAGACCAAAUAACAACCUACUUAAAUUUCAAUAUUGAAAUCAUAGCUAGUUGAUUAGCUAGUUGGUUGGUUAGCUAGUUUCUCUACUGAAAAACAAUAGAGCUUACAUUUUUAUCGUUGGCCAUCGUCCCUAACGCUACUUCACCACUGACUUAACGUAGCAUGCAUAGAAAGAUGCCUGAGCCGAGUUUCCCCAUUUUUCAGGGGAAACGGAACAUAGGUUGAAAAUACUGUACCCCUGAAAACCAGAUGUUAGUGUUUUCUGGAGACUCCGCAUAGGCUACUUCACCACCAUCACGUUGCCUUUCACCGUCAAAAAUUAGGUUAGAGAGCAGUCAAGCUGUGAUUGGUCCAGAAACCUGACAAAUUGCGUUUCAGUUGAAUGCUACAGGCUAUAUUCAUUGUCUAGAAUUUUCACCUGUAAUAAAAUAAUAGUAAAAGUAGAUUUUUUGGUGUGAGAUGAGAAAUCCAUGUGGGGAUGCGAUGUAUUUGUGAGAGCGCCGUAACUUCUGAGUCUUGACGUUUAGUAAGUAUCUGCAAAACAAAACAAAAAUCUCUGCUCUAUAAUUAAUAUUUUGCGUGUUGCAAUAAUGUUCUGCUCACUCAAAGUGACACUUGCAAGUGCAACUCAAGUUUAAUUUGCGUGCCCCCUGCUGCCUGUGCACUCGUGGAACACAUCCUCUGCGCUCUCGACUCAGUGUUUGCUUGCUCAAUAAUGUUUCAUCUUGCUUGACAGCGCCAUCUCGCACGUGCUCGACUUUAGAGAUCGAUUUGACACCAUACAUAUAGACAGACAGGACUAACCAUGCCCUGUAGUAUCUAAUAAUAGAUAGAUGUUAGGAGCAGAAUAUCUUACAUUUUAUAUUUUAGUCAUUUAGCAGACACUCUUAUCCAGAGCGACUUACAGUGCAUUCAUCUUAAGAUAGCUAGGUGGGACAACCCCAUAUCACAGGCAUUAGGGGGGGUCAAGUGCAAGUGCUGGUUAAGUAUUUUUUUUUGGGGUGGGGGGGGGGGGUCGAGGUGAGGAGGAGGAUUAUUUAAAAUAAGUUUGAAGAGGUAGGGUUUCAGAUGUUUUUGGAAGAUGGGCAGGGACUCUGCUGUCAUAGCUUCAGGGGGAAGCUGGUUCCACCAUUGGGGUGCCAGGACAGAGAAGAGCUUGGACUGGGCUGAGCAGAGCAGGAGCUGCCCUCUCGUAGGGGUGGGAGGGCCAAGAGACCUGAGGUGGCAGAACAGAGUGCUCGGGUUGGUGUGUAGGGUUUGAGCAUAGCCUGAAGGUAGGGAGGGGCAGUUCCUCUUACUGUUCCAUAGAUAUGCACCAUGGUCUUGUAGUGGAUGCGAGCUUCAACUGGAAGCCAGUGGACUGUGCGGAGGAGUGGGGUGACAUGAGAGAACUUGGGAAGGUUGAAAACCAGGCGGGCUGCAGUGUUCUGGAUAAGUUGUAGAGGUUUGAUGGCACAAGCAGGGAGCCCGGCCAACAGCGAGUUGAAGUAGUCCAGAUGGUAGAGGAGGGAGAGCCGGGAGGAAGAGCAGUUCCGUCUUGUCGAGGUUGAGCUUGAGGUGGUGGGCCGACAUCCAAGUUGAGAUAUCUGCCAGGCACGCAGAGAUGCGUGUCGCCACCUGGAUGUCAGAAGGGGGGAAGGAGAAAAGUAGUUGAGUGUCAUCCGCAUAGCAAUGAUAGGAGAGACCAUGUGAGGAUAUGACGGAGCAGAGUGACUUGGUUUAUAAAGAGAAGAGGAGAGGGCCUAGAAUCGAGGCUGGAAGACACCAGUAGUGAGAGUACGUGGUGCAGACACAGAUCCUCUCCACGCCAGCCAGGUAGGAUGCAAUCCAAGAGUGUGCAGAGCCUGAGACGCCCAGCCCUGAGAAGGUGGAGAGGAGGAUCUGAUGGUUCACGAUAUCACUGGCAUAGUUCCACCACCAACAUCUAGUGGUCUACAAAGAUUGAUGAGCACCACUGUUAAAGGCUCUUUGUAUGGCACAUAAGCACAGAGCAUUGCAUGAUGACACUGACAAUACCAAUAAUAACGUACUAUGUAGAUGGCAUCAUUGCUAAAGACAAGCGCUGUGCUCAUGAAGACUCAACAGUGCACUCUGCAUAUAGUUACCAAUGACAAUGUACUACGCACACAGAAUCAAUUUCCACCUGCCAUACUUGAUGCUAGUGGUUCAUGCGUUGUUUUUAAAUCCCCUCACAGACUGAAGAUGAAGUGUUUAAAUGUACACUGUUGGCGUCAUGUUGGUUGCUCACACAGGUUGUGUGUGUGUGUUUGCAGGAGGCAGUGGAGAGAAGGAUCGUUCAGGUCUGAGCGAGUCUUUCCUGUUGAUGGCUAAGUCGCAGAGUGACAUGGAGGAAUGGGUCAGAGCCAUACGAAGAGCUAUAUGGGCCCCGCUAGGAGGAGGUAACACACGCAAACAUGCACACACAAACACACACAUGCUCGUACACAUACUCACACAUACACACACACACACAAAUACACACACAGACACACACGUGCACACACAGAAAACACACACACACAAACGUCCUGUAAGAGCCAGUUGAUUGCGUGUGUGUGCGCAUGCGUGCUUGCGUGCCUGUGUGUGUGUCCUUGGAAUUUGCUCUAGGUAUUUUUGGACAGCAUUUAGAGGAGACAAUGCAGUGUGAGAGUGGGUGUGGCAGCAGCAGCAAGCCUCUGGUGCCUCUGCUGGUGCAGCAGUGUGUAUGUUUUAUACACCAGAAUGGCCUCACAGAGGAGGGGCUGUUCAGAAUGCCUGGACAAACCAAUCACGUACGAGAGCUGCAGGACGCCUUUAACUGCGGGGAGAAACCACUGUUUGACAGGUAGGAGAAGUACUUUCCCUUUACAUCAACUUUCCCUUUAAAGGUAACACAGAAUAUCACAAUGUAAAACACAACAUACUGUAACAGAACACAGACAGGUAGAGGGGCUGUGUUGUAAAUCAGUCAUAAUUCUUAUGUUUAACAGGUUAUCUACAGAUACAGAUUAUCUAAAUAUUAUAAUGUAAAGAGGAAAACACAUUUUAUGACCCUGAAUUGUCGUGACUUCUCACCCUGACCCCUGACCUGUCCUGCAGUAACACUGAUGUCCACACGGUGGCGUCCCUGCUGAAGUUGUACCUCAGAGAGCUGCCAGAGCCUGUGGUGCCUUUCAACAAAUACACAGAGUUCCUCUCCACCGCUCAGCUACUGGCCAAGGACCAGGAGGAGGUGUGUGUGUGUGUGUGCGUUUGUGUGUGUGUGCACAUGUGACACACAUAUGCCCCUUUUCAAAGUAGUAAUGUUCUCAUUCAAACCCUAAUGAAUAAUGAUAUAGGGACUUUGUCUUUUUGAAGGGGAUCCUUGAGCUGGGCAGGCAGGUGAAGACUCUUCCUCAGGUCAACUACAACCUCCUCAGAUACAUCUGCAGGUGAAAAUAUGCACUACCAGGCGGUUGAGUUGCCCAUUAAAGGAAUGCUAUUAAGUCAAAGCUAGUGAUAAUGGGCAAUAAAGACAUAUUGUUAUGGGAUUUUCUUUGUCUGUGCAAAUACAAAAAACCUUUCAAAUCCAUAUAAUUAUUUACUGUAUGCCUGUUAUCUUCAAUAUGAUUCAUAAUAUCAUUCAGUAUAUGUCAUUUUACUGGUAUUCUAAGCAUAUAAACUGUAAACGCAUACAUUUACAUGCAUUUGAAUAUUCAUAUUUUGACACAAAUGUAGCAUAUUUUAUUAAUAUUUGAUAUCCUCAUUUAACUAAACUUAUCUUCCAUCAUAAGUCAAUUAAGCAGACAUAAUGUAAAUUAAUGUAUUAUUUUUUUAUUACUUAAAACAUUUUCCAAUACAGUUUACUCUAAUUGGGCAGCUCAACCUGCUAGUUGAGAUGUUUGCGAUGUGUUAUCUAUCAAAGUUUAAGUCAUGCAAACAAACAUGAUUCAUUUCUGGCCUAUAUUGAGGCUAAAUACACAUAUUUUGCAGAACAAUAAUUGUUCAGAUAUUUUUUUCUUGGUGUGCCAGUUAAAGGGUUAAUGACAUCGUGUAACACUAUAAAUAGAUGUGUAAUGGCAUCAGCAGGCAGCUGAGGCAGCAAAAUGUGUCAGAUGACACAGGCGGUGCCAACAGCAUGACUCACCACCACUUCUCAUACUGUGUCUGUCUCAAGUCUGAAUCAUACUGAACAUACAAGAGUUGAGAUAUUCAGACAAUCUUGGAGGAAAUAAAAUGUUGCUUCAGGGGGCUAUUUAUUUUUCUCCUCUGUGUUUUAUUCUUACCAGCCUUUAUAUGUGUGUGCGUGCGUGCAUAUGUGCGUGUGUGCUUGCAUGUGUGCAUGUGUGUAUGUGCACUAUAGAUUCCUAGAUGAGGUCCAGUCCCACUCAAGUCAGAACAAGAUGAGUGUUCAGAACCUGGCCACUGUGUUCGGACCCAACAUCCUCCGUCCCAAGAUGGAGGACCCACAAAUCAUAAUGGAGGGUAGAUACCAGCGCAUUUGUCUCUCUAAUGACACACGUGCUAUGAGCAAACUAACCGUAACAUUUCACAUAGAGGGGAUUUGUAAAGUGCAAUUUAAGUUUGAACUUUUAUUUUACAAUAUCAGUGAGAAGGAUGCAUUGUUUAAACAGAGUUUAAAGCCAAUAUAUGUAAUUUAUUUCUCAGCCAACCACAGCCCUGCCACUUUUUUGCUAUAAUCUGAGGGAUGAGGCUGGAGAAAGCAUUUUCAUUUUCUGGUGUUAGGUUCUGAACAAACAGAGUAAAAACUCAAACGGACCACUAGGAAAAGCUCAUACAAAGUUUAUUAACCCACUGGGUCAAACAGCUGCAAAGACAAAGACAUGUUUACACAAGCACAUAUAUUUAUACCCUACUACUAGGAGGAGUCAACUCCUUGCACAUCUAGACAGCCAAUACAUCUCUGUUGCUAGUCAGGAACUUAAUUGGUUCCUCUCACUGGUGUAUUCAUGGCCCUGCCUCAUGCUAGAAACUUUGUGGGCGUGGAAAUAUAUGUGUGUGGGAUAGGACUGUUCCUUCUCACUUCAUCUGACCUGACCUCGGGCCAAAUUCCUCGCUCCUCCCUAAUCCACGGCUGUCCUACCUUAUCAGUGACUGAAACCAGACUGUUGCCCUUUGCCUCCCUCCUUAGGAGCCAAUAUAAUGUUUUGACAGAAUGUAAACUUUCUGCACUCCCCCCUCCUCACUCAGUAACUUUCCAUACACCUCGUUCUUAUCCCCCCUCCAUUGACCCCAACAAUAUACAUUCCUUAUACAUGUAAAGUAAUCAAUAAGUUCUAGUAUGGUAACAUACAAUAUACAAAAGUAUAUUUCAAGCUAGAAUCCCACACUGGAAAAGGGCUACAUAUAAAUCCUGUAAAUAAUGGUUUGCUUUUUAUUCCAUCUUGCAGGUAGUUCCCAGGUGCAGCACCUGAUGUCCGUACUGAUCAGUGAACACUCUCGUCUGUACCAGGGGGAGGCAGAGACUCCCAGGGAGGACCAAUCUGCCCCUCCUCCAACUCCCUAUCCCCGGGUCCCCCCGAUUCAGCGCUGCAAGGUGGAGUGGCUCUCACAGGAGGACAUCCUGCCCCCCAACUCCGCUCAGGACUAUCCAUCCCUGGGACAGACCCUUAACACCCCAAGUCAGGAACCACUUAAACCCCUCCCGACCUCCACAGUGUCCUCUCUUGACACUGACCACCCUGGAUCAACCCCCAAGGAAAGAACAGAGGGGGAUUCUAAGGGAAAUAAUGGUGAAGGAACAGAAGAAAAGGUGGAGAGAAAGAGUGAAGGAAAGAGCGAAAGAAAGCUCUCGGGUUGUAGUGGCGCAGACCUCGGUCCCAGUAAGCAGUCCAAAAGCCAGUCUUCAUGGAGGUCCUCCUUGAAGGGCAGGUUUGGGUCAGCGGGGGUGAGGGGGAAGUUGGGGGGGUCAGCAGUUGAUGUGUCGACAGUCACCGGGGGCAACUGGCUGAUGAACGGCCUGACGUCCUUCCGCAGUCACCGACGGACCGCUUCGACCGGUGAACGACUCAAAGAGUCCUCGCUUUGCCUGAAAGAGACACAUAAAGAUUCUCUGCUAGACUCAUAUACUGACUCCUCAUUGUCGCUAAAAGACUCUUCACACUCCCAAAGAAGCACACUAAAAGACUCAUCUCCUUUACAUAUAGACUCCUCCUGUUCUACUAUAGGCUCCUCCUAUCCCAAUAUAAAGCCCUCCCUGUCUGUCAGAAACUCCCCCCAUUCCAACAGGCUCUCGACCUAUGACAACGUUAAUGUCACUCCCUGCAGUCUGAGCAUGCCCGGUGGCAGCCCCUCCCCCUGGACCUCUUGUGAGAUCCCAUUGGCUGAAUCUACAGGAAGUGAGUGCAGCACACUGAACUCUGGGUUAGGGUCAGGGCUAUGGUCAGGGCAGGCUGUGGCGGGGUCCUCGGUGGCUGGGGGCAGUAGCUCUGCUCUAGAGCUGUCUGUGAGCAGCGCUGGCUGGACUGAGGGUGACCCUGGGGAUGACAUCUCAGGUCAGAGGUCAGGGGUCAACGAGGGUCUGUUCAGCCUGGUGACAGAGUUGAAGGAGGAGCUGAGGAAACAGAGGAUCAGCUAUGAGACACGCAUACACAAGUAUGAACUAACUUGUGUUCUUGUUGAUAUGGCAAUGUUAUGGUGUUUGUGUGUGUAUGUGAGUGUGUGCACAUACAUGCAUGUGUGCACAUCCACGCGUGUGUGUCUGCUGUAAUCUCUAACCUCUCUCUCUAUGUUCCUAGAUUGGAGGAGUCGUGUUCAGGUCUUCGUCUCCAGUCUGGUCGUUUAGAAGAGGAUCUAGGCCAGGAGAAGAAGAGGUUCCGCAUGAUGGAGAUCCGACUGGGGAACUCGGAACGCGCAAGGCAAGAUGCUGAGACUCGGAAUGUUCUCCUGCAGAAAGAGAUGGAA